Messenger RNA from Insectozyma verbasci, 2736 nucleotides. Lineage: Eukaryota; Fungi; Ascomycota; Pichiomycetes; Serinales; Debaryomycetaceae. The record is from the annotation of a GenBank genome assembly.
AUGAGUGAUUCGAUAAUUAAACUGGAAUCGAUUGAUUCUGAUUCGAAUCAAACACUAAAUCAGCAUGAAAAUAAACAACCAUCUUUAGAACCAUCUACAUCAACUCCAGCUCCAACAACAUCAACAUCAGCAAGAGGUAGAAAGAAGAAAACAGAUAAUGCCUCAACUAAAGAUAAACCAAAAGCAUUUACCAUCAAAUAUAAACGUCCACGAGGUUCAAGAGCAUGUACAGUUUGUAGAUCAAGAAAAGUUAGAUGUGAUGCUGAAAUUCAUAUUCCAUGUACAAAUUGUAUUACUUUUGGUUGUGAAUGUGUCUUACCAGAACAAAAGAAAAGAGGUCAAGCUUCUGAAAAUAAAUUGAAAAAACAAAAAAUUGCCACUACAAAAGAUAAAGAAACCAAAAUUAAAGAGGAAAAAGAGGAAACAGAACAAUCAAAUUCUUCAAAUGAACCUAUUUUAAAUAUCAGUCAAAUUAGUGUCCCACCAUCAUUAACUUCAUCUUAUAAAAAUCGUCCUUCAAUACAUAAAAAAGAAUUAUUAAGUUCAAAAUCAAAACCAUCAUUAACAUUUAUUGGAAGUUCUUCGGUCUUUGUGAUUCCGCAAAGAGUAGGUGAGAAUCACGUACAACUCACCGAAGAUAUGUUUGAUGUAAAUGAUAAUUCUUUAGAUUCAGUUGAAUUGGAAAUUUUAAAAAUGAGAGGAGCCUUCUUAUUACCAAGCAAAGAAUUAGCUUCAGACUUAAUUGAUUCAUAUUUUGAGCAUGUUCACCCAUUAAUGCCAGUUAUUAAUAAAACUUUGUUUAUGAAGAAAUGGUUAGAUAAACAUGAUAGUCCUUCAUUAAUGGUCCUUCAUGCUGUUUUAUUAUGUGGUAGUAGAGUUUCCAAAAACCCAAUGUUAUUAGAUUCAAAAGGUACUGCUGAUUUAGCUAGUUUAACAUUUUUUAGAAGAGCUAAAGCUCUUUAUGAGCUAAAUUUUGAAUCUGAUCCAGUGUCUAUUAUUCAAACAUUGAUUCUUAUAGGAACUUAUUGGGAUGGUCCUGAAGAUGUAACUAAAAAUAGUUUUUAUUGGACUAGAGUUGCAGUUGGAUUAGCUCAAGGUUUUGGUUUUCAAAGAGAUGUAAGUAAAAGUCAGUCACUUACAAUUAGUGAAAAAAAAAUUUGGAGACGUAUCUGGUGGUGUUUAUUUGAAAAAGAUCGUAAUGUAGCUAUAGCAUUUGGUCGACCCGUGGUUAUUGAUUUAAAUGAUUGUGAUGUUCCAAUGUUAACCUUUGAUGAUUUUAAUGAAGAUGAUCCUGAAUUAGGUAUAAUUUCACCUUAUAAAGUCAAUCAGUUGCAUGCCGCAUAUUUUAUUCAACUUGUUAAAUUAGCUGAAAUUUCAGGUAUUAUAAUUAAACAUCAAUAUUCAGUUAAAAGUGAAUCAAUGAAGAGACGUAAUGCUUUUUCAAUCAUUGAACAUUGUGAUAUGUUGAUGGGAAUUUGGUUUACAAAUUUACCUCAAAAUUUAGUAUUUUCUUUAGCUGAUAAAUCUUCACAAAAUUUUUAUGCUUGUUUACUAAAUGCUCAAUAUUAUAAUAGAUUAUAUUUAAUUCAUAGAUCAAAUUUAAUUAGAAUGGCUAGAAGUUCAAGUACAAACCCAAAUAAUUAUAAAUAUCCAAGUUGGGGUAUAUCAUUUCAAUCAGCAAAAAUGAUUUCAAUUAUUUCAAAUAUUUUAUUGAAAAGAAAUUUAAUUCAAUUUGUUCCUACGAUGUAUGUUUAUAUUGCUUUUAGUGCAUUAAUUAUGUUAAUUUAUCAUGUUGAUUCAUCAAAUUCUGUUAUUGCAUCAACUGCUGCUGAUUCUUUAUAUGUAUCAAGAGCUGUAUUAAAUGAAUUAUCGAAAUAUUGGCCAAUUGCUGGUUUAUUAAUGAGAUUAUUUGAUAAAUAUGCAAAUGAUAAAAUUAAAAGAGCUUCAGUAAUUGAAAAUGGAUCUAAAUUAGCUGAAUAUAAAGAAAUUGUAGCAAAAGGAAAAGAACUGAAUACACUGAGUACAAUGAGUUUAUAUGGAGUACAAGAACUAAAACAAAAUCAAAAUCAAGCACCUCCUCCACAAAGACCAUUAUAUUCACCAACUGCACAAUCAGUUACAUCAGGAGUUUCACCAGGUGGAAACAUAUAUAAUGAUUAUCAACAACCUCCACAACAACAACCACAACAACAACCACAACAACAACCACAACAAAAAGAACCACAAAUUGAGGAGUUAAUUCAACAAUAUAAAAUUCCAAUGAAACGUAAUCAACAAGAUGGUGCUAAUGAUAAACCACCAACAAACGAAACAUCACCUACUUCAUCAACAAAAUCAUUUCCUGAUAUAUCACUAGUUACUGAAAAAUUACCAAGUAAGCAAAACUUUUUUGAAAAUUUCGAACCAUCACAAUUAUUUCCAACAUUUAGCCUACCACCAACAAGAGCUCAAAGUCCAAAUCAACUAGAUGAUGGGAAUAUUGGUAGUAAUAUUUAUAAUAAUUCAAUGAAUCAAACUUUGAAUCAGCAAGAGCUGGAUUAUCAACAUGUUGCUCAAUCUCAAUCUCAAUCUCAAUCUCAACCUCACCCUCAAGCUGCUCAAGAAUAUCAGCAAAACCCAUCAACACCAGGAUUCCAAACUAACUUCAUUGAUAGUUCAUUUAUAAAUAUGAAUUUACAAGCUGGUAUAGAUAUGAAUAAUGAUGAUUUUAAUUCAUUUUUUAACUUUAUGGGUUAA